AUGUGGAGGGUGUGGUCUGGAUUGAUUUUGCUCAUGGGAGCACCAACGCUCUUUGCGCACAAGAUACGUUCUCUCCCUCCACAACCACUUGCUCCUCAUCUACUUUUCUCCUCCGCCUUCCACUCAUCCUUGCUCCUGCCUGCCGUCGUGCAUCAUCAUCUCCGGCCAGGGCCAGGGCAUUCGUCUCCGCCUCCGGUCCGGCCUCCUCCACACCGCGCCCCCCCCCCCCCCCCCAGACGCGUCGCUGCGUAGCUGCUGGCCGCCAUGGCCACCGUCAUGGCCGCGGCCGUCUAGUCCUUCCCGUCCUCCUCGGCCGUCGUCGCCAAGGCGUCGCCGGCGUCCCCCUGUGCCGCCCCGCACUUCCGCCCGAGGGCCGUGCGGGCCGCUAUCCGGGCGCAGGCGUCCGCCGUCGAGGCGCCCGCCACGGCCAAGGCCAAGAAGGAGUCCAAGAAGCAGGAGGAGGGCGUCGUCACCAACCUAUACAAGCCCAAGGAGCCGUACGUCGGCAGGUGCCUCCUCAACACCAAGAUCACCGGCGACGACGCGCCGGGGGAGACGUGGCACAUGGUCUUCAGCACCGAAGGCCCUUCUUUGCCUGCGCGAGGUCUCAGAAUCCGGGGGGAAAAGAAAAGAAAAGAAAAGAUGAUGACUGUCUCUACCUCUUGCUACAUGUGCCGCUCCCUCGUCCGGGCUCCUCCGCUCAAGUCCAGGAGUGCAGUGCGCUGUCCAAGCGCCGCCCCGCCAGGUGCUAGCGGUGCCACCUCCACCUCCAAGCUUGUCCUAGAGGUGAAAGAACGGCUAGCAAGGGAGCACCCAGGCCUCCCCACGGGCAGGAACGGGAGGGACGAUGACGACAUGGUCCUCUGGUUCCUAAAGGACCGCAAGUUCUCCGUCGAUGAAGCCGUCUCCAAGCUCACCAAGGCGAUUAAAUGGCGUCAGGACUUUGGUGUUGCAGAGUUAUCAGAGGAAUCAGUGAAAAGCCUGUACCAAACUGGCAAGGCAUAUGUACAUGAUUCCUUGGACAUUUAUGGCCGACCUGUGCUGAUUGUAGUGGCAGCCAAACAUUUUCCUUCGACACAGGAUCCAGUUGGAAACCAGAAGUUGUGUGCCUAUUUGGUUGAGAAGGCAGUCAGCAGACUUCCGCCAGGAGUAGAGAAUAUACUUGGGAUCUUUGAUCUGCGAGGCUUUCGGGUUGAAAAUGGUGAUCUCCAGUUCCUAAAGUUUUUGAUGGACGUUUUUUACUAUUACUACCCGAAGCGGCUUGGCCAAGUUCUUUUUGUCGAUGCUCCUUUUGUUUUUCAACCAAUGUGGCAGGUUGUUAAACCUCUGUUGAAAUCAUAUGCCUCCCUGGUAAGAUUUUGUGAUGCCGAGACUGUGAGGAAGGAAUACUUCAAAGAAGAAAUCGUGCCUCCUGAUUUCCGCGAUUAGGUGGUCUCGGAAACAUGGCCUUUAAUUUAUUGAGAAUCGAUUGGCACCCAGGGGGACUGGCGCCUUCCCAUACCUUUGGAUUAACCUCUCAAAAGUUGCUCAGACGGCAGCAAAUGAUUGGAGAGUCCAGUAAAAAAUGACCCAGUACUUGUAUAACUAGUGCGAAGUAGAAUGCUGAGUUUAGGCUGCUGUCUUGAGUGCUCCUAUACCAUAUUUUUCUGGUUUUGGAUGAAGCUAUAUGGAUCAAAUUCAUCUCUGUUGAACAAUUGCCAAUUACAUAACUUGUGUUUGCCCAAUUCCAUGGUGUAGUACCAUAACUUCUCAGUGCAGUGCAGACAACACAUGGAUUCCAUUUUUUUAUUAAAGUACCAUCUGCUACAAAUAUGAAUCAUGGCUUUGUUUGUAGACUUCAUAAAGAAACACACAGAUUAAUCAAACCAGUCUUCGAAGAGUCUGCUAUGGAUAGGAACGUUCCAAAGCAAAAUAAGAUGCAAGUUGUAUUGCAUAAAAACCAGGUACACAUCAAUCAGCUGCAUUCUGGAAGACUAAACUGCAACACAACUACAUCUGCAAUCACAGAGAAAUCAGGUAUACGACCAACUGUUAUCUGUUGUAAAUAUUUUGUUUUUAGGUCAACAACGGAGAGGGUCAAGCGAUCCCCACGUACAGAUGCCAGCAUGGUCUUUUACAUGGUUCCAAGAGUUCGUAAAUUGAGUGUAGCCUUAAAAAGAUCUGCCUUGUGCCACUUCAACACUUUAACCCAGAUGUAAUAAAAAAACACUUUAACCCAGAUGCUGCAUUGUGGCAAAGGCUCGAGAAUAUGACAAUAACAGUUGUUCAAAAACUGUUGGUAGGAACAUUUAUAGCAGCAAAAGAACAAAAGGGAAUGCGUGGUUUCUUAUCUGCCUUAGAUGAGAUAAGAUUUCGGACAUGUGUAUUCAUGUUUUUGAGUGAUUUGGCACUAUGAAUGCACUAGAUUGUUGGUUGCUUUUUUUUGUUAAUUGCUCAGGUUGUAUUUCUAGUCACUAGUGUUGUAUUGUUUGUGCUUGUGCUAAGAUGAUCUCUUUUGCACUUGUAAUAGGUGCUCAUUCAAGUACUCUACUGAUCGAAAAUGGAUGGCGUCUGUGAUGGUUGAUUCUUUUGCACGUCUUCUACACUGGUACAUUGACGGCUGAUGGAGAUGGAUGGUGGUGUCGCUGUUUUGUGUUUUGUUUAGCACUCUAGGUGACACAUUGUUAUGGGAUUGUUACACAGCUGAUAUGUUAUGAACCUGAUAUGGAGAUCUUUUUGCGUCCUUUGUUUGGGUGUUACUGUUGUGCCAUUCGUCUCAUAAGUUAUGCCAUUUUAUUACUUGCUUUUGGAUUGAUA
This is a messenger RNA of Zea mays, 2796 nucleotides long. RefSeq lists its product as uncharacterized. The transcript has 8 exons. The record is from RefSeq and is a predicted model, not a curated record. Lineage: Eukaryota; Viridiplantae; Streptophyta; Magnoliopsida; Poales; Poaceae. The coding region runs from base 565 to 1428 and encodes 287 amino acids.